CCCAGAACCAUGCUGGUGGCUUCAGAAGAAAACCUGUACACUGAACUCACCGUAGUUCCUGGUUAUGAGACUAAAGUCUUCACACUAAAGGAUUCUAAUCAUGAAAACUGCUAUGACAAAUCGAAAAUCAUUGUUGAUACUGUUGUUUAUAUUAGCCUUCUGGAUCACUUUUACAGUUUUCCAAAACUCUACAAAGAUAUGGACUGCAUUCAAGUUGCCCAUUUCUUUCCAUCAUUGGAACUUCAUCUCGAAGUCCUCAGGCCCUGAAGCACCACUGAAUCCAGUAGUUUCACCAAAUGACACUCAACUGAGAGUCAGGGAAAUCUUGGAGAAACUAGACUGGCUUAUCCCACCCAGACCCUUCACCCAUGUAAACACAACCACCAGUGCCACACACAGCAUGAUCACCAUCCUCAACCCUCGAGACACAUACUGCAGGGGGGACCAGCUGGACAUCCUGCUGGAGGCAAGGGACCAUCUGGGACACAAGAAGGAAUAUGGCGGGGACUUCCUGAGGGCCAGGAUGUCCUCCCCAACCCUGAAUGCAGGAGCUUCAGGAAAGGUGACAGACUUCAACAAUGGCACCUACCUUGUCAGCUUCACUCUGUUCUGGGAGGGCCAGGUCUCACUGUCUGUCCUACUCAUCCACCCCAGUGAAGGGGUGUCUGCUCUCUGGAGGGCAAGGAACCAAGGCUAUGACAGGGUGAUCUUCACAGGCCAGUUUUCCAGUGGUGCCUCCCAGGUCUACAGUGAGUGUGGCCUGGCUUUAAAUUCAACUUCUGACCUGUGCCAGUAUCUUGAUGCACAAGAUCAAGAAGCUUUCUACUGCAUGAGACCUCCACAUGUUCCCUGUGCUGCACUCACCCACAUGAAGUCCAAGAACCAGAAAGUUUCUUAUCUUACAAAACAGGAAAGGAGCCUCUUUGAAAGGUCAAAUGUGGGUGUGGAUAUUAUGAAAAAAUUCAAAGUGAUUAGUGUUUCCAAAUGCAAUGAAGAAACAGUUCCAAUGAAAGACAAAUGCAAGCCUGGAAUCCCAUCCACAACCCCCAGUGGCCAUGUCUGGAAAAACACAUGGAAUCUCUCCUGCAGUUUGGCUCCAGUGGAAAUGAAAGACUGCCUGGCAGGAAAAUUCAUAUAUCUGCUGGGAGAUUCCACGAUCCGUCAGUGGAUGGAAUACUUCAAAGCCAAUAUCAAAACACUGAAGUCAGUGGAUCUGCAUGAAUCUGGAAAACUGCGACACCAGCUUGCUGUGGACUUGGAUAGGAAUAUCAACAUCCAGUGGCAAAAACAUGGCUACCCCUUGAUUGGAUCAUUGCACUACUCCGUCAAAGUGAUGGAGAACAUGGCCAGGGUAAUUGACAGAACUGGAGGGGAGAAGAAUACUGUCAUUGUUAUUUCUCUGGGCCAGCAUUUCAGACCCUUUCCCAUUGAUGUUUUUAUCCGAAGGGCCCUCAGUGUCUACAAAGCUGUUCAGCGUCUUCUUCUGAGAAGCCCAGACACUAUGGUUAUCAUUAAGACAGAAAACAUCAGGGAGAUGUACAAUGAUGCAGAAAGAUUCAGUGACUUUCAUGGCUACAUUCAGUAUCUCAUCAUCAAGGAUAUUUUCCAGGAUCUCCAAGUGGGCGUCAUUGAUGCCUGGGAUAUAACAAUUGCAUAUGGCACAAAUGAUGUCCACCCACCUCAACAUGUAGUUGGAAAUCAAAUUAAUGUAUUCUUAAACUAUAUUUGCUAGGUAACAUAUAUCUCUGAAAAUCUUCAUUUGAGUAAACAGAUCUACUGAGUGUCUCCAAACAUGACAGGUUCCUUAUUUGACUCUGAACUCCUAGCUAGCCUCAAAAAUCAUCUGCACAGUGCCUGAUAUGGAUUCAUAAAUUCAGCCAAAUAGUAUAUUUCUAAACUGGGCUUCCCCUUAAAUCUGGAGCUCAGAGGAGACAUGGCAUGUACCUACCCUUCCUGAUCAGAGCCAUGCUGCUCUUCAUCGAUGGAAGUUAAGGCCCCUAUGGGUAAAGGUCUUUUCUCUAAUAUGUGCAGAUU
Molecule: messenger RNA, 2034 nt
Organism: Castor canadensis (American beaver)
Lineage: Eukaryota; Metazoa; Chordata; Mammalia; Rodentia; Castoridae
Product: NXPE family member 4
Source: RefSeq, a predicted model, not a curated record